Molecule: messenger RNA, 2964 nt
Organism: Parascedosporium putredinis
Lineage: Eukaryota; Fungi; Ascomycota; Sordariomycetes; Microascales; Microascaceae
Source: the annotation of a GenBank genome assembly
AUGCUCCCCAACGUCCCCGCCGAGAGCCCUGCCUCUCGAAGGCUCGCGGACCUGGAAGACCGAGCCCGAGCCGAGCCGAAGCACCAACUCGUACGCGUCCAGGGCACUAUUGUGCUGUCGCGCUGCGAGCUCGCGCCCAAGGUGCGCGCCGAGAUGGAGGCUAUUGUGGCCCCGACCGAGAUCCUUUUCGUCACGUGGAGGGAGCGGUUGAACAAGGUCGACGUGAACCUCAAGCGCGGCGCUGGCGGCAUCUUGCGGGUCGAGAUGGCGCAGGGCAGCCCUACGGGCAUCCCGUUGAUCCGGAACCGGGUCGAGUUCCGAAUCCAAAGGAAGGACGCGAAAACCGUCAUCGAACCGGCAACAGAGGAGAUGGUGGGCAACACAAUGGUGUGGCACCUGCCCGGCAACGCUGCCGUCCCCAAGGGAGAGGCUCUCUGCGUGGAAGUGGUCUCCAACGGCCAGAUCCUCGCGCAGAUCGACUCCGGCUUGGACCGGGUCCGCAACGAACAAUAUGAUACGAACGAUGUGGAGGGAUGGCAAGCCGGGGACGACGUCGCGGCCCUUAAAGAAGCCCAGGACGCCAAGAAGGAGGGCGCCAAGUCCCGCCUGACGACCGAGCCGGAUGUGGCUGCUGGAUACUUUGCUGUGUGCCGUGAGUACACGCCCAUGGGGAUAAAUGCAAAACCAAUCGAGAGACAGACGCCUGUGGGCUCGGCCACGGUCGCUGCUCCGAGCCAGAGCGUCUACCAGACUAUGUACAAGAGCAUAUUCGACAGGAAACAGACGGCAAGCCCAUUAGAUGCCGGUGGCGCAGGGAGUCAGAGACCCAAGAGGGCGGGGAACGUGUUUUACGUUGCUCUCAGACACGGACACCUCAUGCUCUUUGACGAUGAGGAGCAGCUCGAAGUUCGCCAUGUCAUAUCCCUCACGCACUACGACAUCAGUAUAUAUUCCGGUGGCGACGUUACCCCGGAAGGGGAGCUUUACAUAAAACGAAACGCGAUAUGUCUCUCGAAGAAAAGCGAUAUUCCCGACCUUUCCGCCACCGAUGCCUUAUCUUCCAAACCAUUUUAUCUAUUUUCCGAAAACUGCUCCGCAAAGGAAGACUUUUACUUAGCACUUCUCCGAAAUAAAGAACAAUCACUCGGGCCUGAUAGCGCCGAGGCGCCUGUCCCACUCCAGUACGAAGUGGGCGACGUCAUCUCUCUUGUUCAACGACUUCAUUCGACAGAGGACCACAUGCAAACUAGGUGGCUCAAUGCCUUUAUCGGGAGGAUCUUCCUCUCUUUGUAUAAAACCUGCGAGUUGGAGAAUAUCAUUCGCGAGAAACUUACCAAGAAGAUCUCUCGAGUAAAACGUCCUUCCUUUCUAUCUCACAUCGUUAUCCGUGAUAUCCACACGGGUAACUCGGCUCCUUUCAUUUCAAACCCGAAGCUCAGAGAGCUCAACGUGGACGGUGAAUGCGUAGUAGAAGCGGACAUUAAAUACACCGGUAACUUCCGAAUCGAGGUUACCACAACAGCACGCAUUGAUCUAGGAACCCGCUUCAAAGCGCGCGAGGUCGAUCUCACUCUUGCCGUCGUCCUUCGCAAGAUUGAGGGCCGAGCUCUUUUCAAAAUCAAGGCGCCGCCGAGCAACCGUUUCUGGUUCUCCUUCCAGACCAUGCCCAAGAUGGAGAUGCACGUCGAGCCUGUCGUCAGCUCCCGCCAGAUUACACAAAAAUGGCGUGGCGGCAUCUGGGCCACCGAUAAUGAGUCCCGCUCGCCACCUUCGGAGCAUGUGAUUGAUGCGCCAACCAUCAGCGAUGAGCAUGGUCAUAAUGUUCAGUACGCGCUCGACAUGUCCGACCCAAAACAUCCGACGAUGAUAGAGAAGGAAGAUUCCGAUUCCCUCCUAUCAGCCAAGAGCCCCACUGCGAGUCUUUUUAGUCGCAAGCUCAACAUCAUGUCCGGAGCCGGGAGCCCAAGAGCCUCUACCACGAGCUUCGAAUCUCCACAACACUCUCCGGCAGUGGCGCACGCGUGGCCAGCCCCGUCGAGAGCUCCAGUCGAUGUGGCGGCUCCAUCUGAAGUGACCAAGACGGAGCAUGCUGUCGGCAUUAGAGAGAUGCCGAGUUCCUCCGCCAUCCAAACUUUAUCCGCUAUCGCCAGUUCCCCUAAACCAGAGUCACCGCUAGCUUCCCCUAUCAAACCACCACCUCCUGUUGCCAAGGCGCAUUCCGGAACCUCGAUCCACGACGACCCUGAGAGAGGAGAUCCCAAGAUUACGCCGGCCCGGUCAGGCUCCAUCUCACGAGGAUUCUUCCGCCGAGAGGACACAGGCGCAACGCUUGGAAGUGCAACAUCGUCCUCGGCAAGCACCCACACGAAUGGCUCCACUGUCAAGACCAACACGCUCGCCGCCGUCAGCAACGCAGCUCUCCAGGCAAGGCAAUGGGGCCUCAACGCGUUGCAGCGCCACAGGGACGCCAAAAACGAGCAGCAGAAACAGAACCACCACACUAACCAUGGCGACGGCCACUCUUCGCACGUCGAUCUGAGCCAGCCUAUGGAAGAUCAGCACCAGCCUGUUUCAGAGAGCGUGUUAGUCGUUGCGGCCCCGUCGGACUCGGAGCCGGGGACCCCUGCCGGCGAGGUAUUUCCUCCUCUCGAAACGGCGACGAAGCAGGGAAAAUCGGCUCCAGCUGUAGAGCAGAAGACGGAACGAACGCAAGAACAUAGCGGGCCCUCUUCGCUAGCGACGGAGACUGCAGUUGCUGACGAUGGCGGUGAUAUUAGCAGCGGAGAAUCCUCUCCUAGGUCACACCCAAGUUCCUUGCUACCCACUGCUGAGGAGGGGGACACUCCAAGGCUUCAGCAGGAUGAAGACGACGGUUACUCGGGAUGGAUGGACGAUAAUCUAAAAUUUGAAGACGAGGCAGUGGACAAUAAUGCUACUGUGAUUGCAGAAACUAAUCUGUUCUGA